Messenger RNA from Olea europaea var. sylvestris, 979 nucleotides. Its product is annotated as methyl-CpG-binding domain-containing protein 2-like. Gene Ontology annotation, molecular function: zinc ion binding; DNA binding. Lineage: Eukaryota; Viridiplantae; Streptophyta; Magnoliopsida; Lamiales; Oleaceae. The transcript has 6 exons. The coding region runs from base 88 to 765 and encodes 225 amino acids. The record is from RefSeq and is a predicted model, not a curated record.
CUUACUCUUUAUUCCCCUAAGCCCUCGCUUUGCUUCACUCUCACUCAGCCAUCGUACCGGAACAAAUAUUCGACGUUGUUUAAGGAAAUGGAAGGAAGUGCAUUAAAUGCUGCCACCGGAACCGGAAAUAUCCCUUGUCCCUCCUCUUCAAACAAGAAAUCAAAAAGAGUGUCGGAUAAUGUAUCUGCUUAUACUGUUCAAUGUGCCAAAUGCUCCAAAUGGAGGUUCAUCCCAACAAAAGAGAAGUACGAGGAGAUACGAGAAAAGAUAGCAGAGCUGCCUUUCCUUUGUGAAACAGCUCGUGAAUGGCGACCAGACAUUACCUGUGAAGAGGAAACAGAUCUUGUACGAGAUGGCAGCUGGAAUUGGGCAAUAGACAAACCCUGUAUUCCUCAACCUCCUCCUGGUUGGCAACGAAUUUUACGAAUUAGGGCUAGGGGAGGCACAAAAUUUGCUGAUCUUUACUAUGAUGCACCAUCAGGGAAACGAUUACGAUCAAUGCAGGAAGUUCAGAGUUACAUGCAUGAGCAUUCAGAGCCAGGUGUAACGUUGUCACAGUUCUCGUUUCAAAUUCCUGAACCGUUAGAGGAAAAUUAUGUACGAAAACGUCGUACUUCAUCUGCUACUUUGAAUGACAUGAGUGGCGCUGUGGUGCCAGUUGCUGCUACUCCCAUAUCAUGGAUUCCUCCAGACCAGAGUAGAGACUUUCACUUUGGUGGGGAACAGAACUUUACUUCAGAUGCUGAGGCUCCUGCUGAAAGUUGAGGUUGGUGCCUCAACUGUUGACAAUCCUCAUGCAGGCAUCUAUGCUGAGAAGAUUUACAAGUGAUGCAGAAUCUAGUUCUUAGGAUAGCUUGUACUGUAUGAAUGUAUCAGAUGUUCUCUUGUUCUCUGUUAUAAAUACUUUUUGUGUUUCAAAAACUGUUUUUUUCUUUAUCCUACAAAGACCAUGUAAAAUUAUCACAGAUGAUAACUUAUG